Messenger RNA from Anguilla anguilla (European eel), 1457 nucleotides. RefSeq names its product transcription factor HES-5-like. Gene Ontology annotation, cellular component: nucleus. The record is from RefSeq and is a predicted model, not a curated record. Gene Ontology annotation, molecular function: protein dimerization activity; RNA polymerase II cis-regulatory region sequence-specific DNA binding; DNA-binding transcription factor activity, RNA polymerase II-specific. Lineage: Eukaryota; Metazoa; Chordata; Actinopteri; Anguilliformes; Anguillidae. The coding region runs from base 14 to 508 and encodes 164 amino acids. The transcript has 2 exons. Gene Ontology annotation, biological process: anterior/posterior pattern specification; regulation of transcription by RNA polymerase II; regulation of neurogenesis.
CAGAGAUACAACCAUGGCACCUACAGUCACUGCAGCAAUGAACUAUUCCAACGAGCACCUGACUCUGGCUAACAAGCUGAGAAAGCCAGUGGUUGAAAAGAUGCGCAGAGAUCGAAUCAACAGCAGCAUCGAGCAGCUCAAGUCUCUCCUGGGCCCAGAGUUCUGCGGCCAGAAUUCCAACUCCAAGCAGGAGAAAGCCGACAUCCUGGAGAUGACAGUUUGCUUCCUGAGACGGCAGCACCAGCACCAGUCAGCGAACAGCACAUCCUGCUCUUCAGCUGUCAGUGAGGGCUACUCCAGGUGUGCGCAAGAGAUUGUCAGCUUCCUGUCUCGCUGUGAAGUGAAGACACCAUCCCAGAGAAGACUGCUGAACCAUUUCCAGAACCCUCAGCCAUCCUCUGACAAGAGCAAGAUUCAGUUUGCAGUGCCUCAGCUGAGCUCUCCAGCACACAACACCAGCGGCAAAGAGAAGACUCCAGCCAGCAGCCCCCUCUGGAGGCCCUGGUAGAGUCCUGCAGACUGUGUCACAAUUGUCAGACCAACAGAAUUGAACAUGCCACUCUACAUGAGAUUGGCAUUGCCUGCAAUUCUCACUAUGUAGGAAGAGUUCUUCUUUAAAUUAUUGUUUUCAUUGUAAGAAAGCAUCUUUACUGGAAGUUAAUCAGUUAAAAUAGAUUACUUCUAUUUUCAUUAGUUGGUUAUAAUAACCUUUUUAUUUUUUUCAGUGAAGUUAUUGAAUUUUUAUUUCUUAUAACUUGUAGGAGGUUUAAUGCUAUGCUUUCUUAAAGAGAAAGGCCAAAAAGACUGAAUGACUAUUGCCAAUAAUUGGUGAAUAUUUAAUAUCUUAACUAUUUCUUGUUAAAUAAGAAAUGUUCGUUAAAUGGAAAACUUCCAUAUUUUUAUUGUUACUGAAAAAUAUGCAACCGAUGUUUUGUCUUCUGUUGAGACUCAAUAUGUGAAUGAGAUGAACCCUUAUCCCAACAGGAUAUCAUCUUAAAGUGUUGAUGUUGAUUGUAUCUGUGGAAAAAUGCUUCUGUGAAUGCAAUUAUAUAGGCCAUUCUGUAUGUAACCUAUAUGUACUCAUUUUGUUGUAUGUGAAAAAAGAACUUCAGUGAAGGCAAAAUUUGAUGUUGUCGCAUAAGAAAUGUUUAUGCAAAAUAAUAAUUCCAUAUUUGGAGCUUGAGUACUGGCAUAAAUGCCUGUUAAGAUUCCCGUUAAGGAAGUUUUCUGGGUUUUUUUUUAGGAUUUAAAAAUUGUGCUUUAAAAAUGAAUACUCAUUACUGAGUGAGAAUUGUUAAAGUGUUGAAACUUUACACCCUCUUUUGUCUUUUACAAAGAUUCUUAUAAAAUGUACAGCUUCACUGUGAGCUGUCUUGUGUUUUGAAGAGGUCUUCAAACAAUGAUAUGUUUCACUCUAAGAGUGAUUUCCAUGAAUGAAUAAAUUAAGAGAAAAUGUA